This is a messenger RNA of Elephantulus edwardii (Cape elephant shrew), 474 nucleotides long. RefSeq names its product growth arrest and DNA damage-inducible protein GADD45 gamma-like. The record is from RefSeq and is a predicted model, not a curated record. Bases 1 to 474 code for a protein of 157 amino acids. Lineage: Eukaryota; Metazoa; Chordata; Mammalia; Macroscelidea; Macroscelididae. Gene Ontology annotation, biological process: regulation of cell cycle. Gene Ontology annotation, cellular component: nucleus; cytoplasm. The transcript is spliced from 4 exons.
AUGACUCUGGAGGAAGUCCGAGGCCUGGAUACAGUCCCAGAAAGCAAAGCCAGGAUGCAGAAAGCCGGGAAGGCGCUGCAGGAGCUGCUGCUUUCUGCGCUGCGCCAGGGCUGCCUGACAGUGGGCGUCUACGAGUCUGCGAAGGUUCUGAACAUGAAUCCGGACAACGUCAUGUUCUGCGUACUGGCCGCUGAUGAGGAGGACGAGGGCGACAUUGCGCUGCAGAUCCACUUCACUCUCAUCCAGGCGUUUUGCUGCGGGAACGACAUCGACAUCGUGCGUGUUGCUGACGUGCAGCGGCUGGCGACCAUCGUGGGUGACCAGGCCAGCGCGCCCGGCGACCUGCACUGCAUCCUUAUCUCGAACCCCAGUGAGGACGCAUGGAAAGAUCCUGCAUUGGAGAAGCUCAGUCUGUUUUGCGAAGAGUGCCGCAACGUUAACAACUGGGUUCCCAGUAUCCCCCUCCCCGAGUGA